CAUUGCCACUAGGCCAAAUUCCGAUCCUGGAGGUCGAUGGCACGAUAAUUGCUCAGAGCGGUGCAAUGGCACGCCACGUUGCCAGGGAACAUGAUCUUUACGGUAAGGGUAAUAUGGAAAUGACCAUGGUGGAUGUGGUCCUCGAAACCCUCAACGAUUUUAGUAAAGAAAGAAUGAAAUCGCUUUUCGAAAAAGACGAAGAGGAAAAGCAAAAACUUACGAAAGUCUUUGAUGGCGAGACAGUACCACGCUUUCUGGCGGUCUUCGAGAAAAUGCUUGGAGAAAACGAUUGGAUGGUUGGAUCAAAGCUUUCGCUUGCUGAUCUAGCAGUGUUCAACGCGUUUGAGGCCAUAGCUAAGACGGUCAUGGAAGAAAGCGGAAAUGAUAUCUAUGCUGGGUAUCCCAAACUAAAAGUGCAUGCUGACCGUGUCAAGUCCGUCGAACAUGUCAAAAUAUGGCUGGACACUCGUCCUAAAACUAAAUUUUAACUGGACAAUAUCACGGAAGUGUAAAUAUAACUUGUGUUGAAUGUUCGUUAACAAACAAAAGAGUGUUUCAUUGAGUAUUCAUCACAUCUCGUUUAGUUUUGAUGUUCUAAUGUGAUAGAUUAUCUGGUACAAUGGUUAUUUGCCCACAGCCCGAUUUAACACUAACUUCGUAACGAUCGCAGUAUCUCUGACGAUUACUCAGUGCUGAGGCUUAGAAAAACUACUAACUUCAUGUUCCUAUCAUGGGUCUAUUGUAAGGUUCAUUUAUUGACCAAUUAAAAUGUACUAUGUAACAAAAA
Molecule: messenger RNA, 787 nt
Organism: Mizuhopecten yessoensis (Yesso scallop)
Lineage: Eukaryota; Metazoa; Mollusca; Bivalvia; Pectinida; Pectinidae
Product: hematopoietic prostaglandin D synthase-like
Exons: 4
Biological process (GO): glutathione metabolic process
Molecular function (GO): glutathione transferase activity
Source: RefSeq, a predicted model, not a curated record